Molecule: messenger RNA, 1391 nt
Organism: Adelges cooleyi (spruce gall adelgid)
Lineage: Eukaryota; Metazoa; Arthropoda; Insecta; Hemiptera; Adelgidae
Product: pre-mRNA-splicing factor CWC22 homolog
Exons: 3
Coding region: 270-1232 (320 amino acids)
Source: RefSeq, a predicted model, not a curated record
CGUUACCCAGUUACUUGGUUGACACAGUUGUACAGUUCCUACCAUUUAGGUCAUUUUCGUACACUUGUGUGAUUCACAAUAUUCUUUGCAUGCAUGAUAUUGUAAUACAGAAAUGUUGACAAUAAUCUAAUCUAAUAGGCACAAGUUCGGUAUAACAGUUUUUCUUGAUUUUCCACAGUUAUACCUAAUUGUUAAACACCGAAUUACUUAUUUUUCUCUUUUUUUUUUUAUAAAAAAAAAUUUGAAUUUUAUAAUUUGAUUUGAUAAAAAUGAAUUUGAUGCAAUGCAUUGCGGUUUAUGCGGUGUUCUUGUCGGUCGCGUUGGUACAAAACAUUGAUGGCAAUUUGUUUGGUUUGUUCGGGAAGAAGAAAGAAGGACCUGGAUCGACAACAGCAAGCCAAAUAACUCCCCUAACGGCCACCACAACUAUUCCAGAAAACAAAGUGCCAGACGCAGGCUCGAAAACCGGUGGCCGCGGUAUGUUUGGUAUGUUCGGGAAGAAGAAAGGAGAUCCUGGAUCGACAACUCCCCAUACGGCGGCCACCACAGCUGUUCCAGGCAACCAAGUGCCAAAUCCAGGAUCGAAAACAGCUGGUGGCGGUGGUUUGUGUGGUUUGUUUAAGAAGAAAAAACCAGUCGCAUCGACAAUUGCAAACGAAAUCCCAACGGCCACAGUUAUUCCAAGGAAGAUAGAAGAGAUCGGUUUUGAACAUAAAGAUGCCGAAAAACAUGUAUACAUAGUGGGCGCAUACGAAUACACGGCUACAACGUUUUUUAAAGUCCUCACCGGUCGAGUAGUGGACGAAAGUACAGUUGAAGAAACGGAUGUAUCUGUCGAAGGAAGUUCAAGCAGUGGCGGUUCGUCGUCCAGCUCGUCCAGCUCGUCCAGUUCGUCCGGUUCGUCCAGUUCGGAUGAAGAAAAAAAGAAAAAAAAGGGCAAGAAGAAAGAAAAGAGUAACAAGGAUAAAAAGGAUAAAAAAGAUAACAAGGGUGACAAGGAUAAAAAGGAUAACAAGGGCGAUAAGGGUGACAAGGGUGACAAGAGUAAGAAGGACAAGAAGGAUAAGAAGGAUAAGAAGGAUAAAAAGAAUAAAAAGGGUAAAGAAAUAGAAAACAAUGCCGAGGAAGAUACAACAAGCAAAGGACCAACCUUUAUGGAUCGAUUAAAAUCACCUUUUGCUGUGAUCGGAAGUUAUCUACCUUCUACUUAUCCGGUUGCUGGUUUACAUUAAAAAAAAAAAAAAAAUGAAAAUAUAAACAUUAUUAUGAAUUGUAAAUUAUGAACUGUUUUAUUUUAGCCCUCUACAACUUUAUUUAGCUUUCUCCUGCGUAUUCACCUAGUAACCUUCGCUUAAACGACAUUAAGUAAAUGAACAGAGUAGCCAUGAAAC